This is a messenger RNA of Oldenlandia corymbosa var. corymbosa, 3498 nucleotides long. The record is from the annotation of a GenBank genome assembly. NCBI's taxonomy places the organism in Eukaryota, Viridiplantae, Streptophyta, Magnoliopsida, Gentianales, Rubiaceae.
UAUGAUUCCAUAUCAACCAUACCAUUCCCCUGUGACCGUGAACAUAUGUCACUUUGGCCUAAUUACAUAAUACUCACACAAUAUGAAUUUUUUUUUUUUGGGAGAGAGGAAUAUGGAUUUUCGUUUUUCCUUUGUAGCUUAUUCUUUAUGCGUGUUGUGCCCGAAUAGAUAUACUAAAAAAAAAGGAAAAGGUGUUCCUAAGUGCCCAUUCGAUCAUGAAACGUACUGAAGUAGGUCUCUAGUUAUAUAUUAUGGAUUCUUCUGUCAUCAGUCAUCAUAAUGCUUUUUAGUGCUCAAAUAUUUAAUCUAUGAAGAGAGUUUUUGCAUGCUGAUAAAAUGUUCUCUGUUUCUUCCUUUUACACAUUUUUGGCUACCAAUCCAAUACUUUCAUUUAUUAAUCCACUAGUUUAGUGAAUAAAAAUCUCAAGUUUUUAGAAUUUGAUGGUCUUUGUUUUGUUCUUUUUUCUCUAUAAGCUCAUUGAAUUUCAGGAAAAAAUAAAAUAAAAUCGUAUAUAAUCAUUAUCAUCAUAUUGUGGUAAUAAAGUUUACAUCUUUCUCACGCAAAAGAUCAAGCACAAAAACAAGAUAAUACGUAUAUAAAUAUGUUUCUGUUAUGAUGCAAAAAGAGCGUUGGUUCCUGGCCUAAUGCGUGCAGUAUCAGAAUAUCAGUAAAUAUAAGAAAAAACUAAAGAGGUUGAAUAACAGAAAGUUGGAAUAAUAUUGUCUGCAUUCUCCAUUCUCUUAUUUAUAUUUUUUCACCAAAAAAAAGAAACUAUCAAUCUUACCAGUACGAAUCGAAAUCACAUUCUCUUGCUCAUUCUCUCUAAAAGCUUGUUAGGAUAUAAAGUAUCCGAAUAUAUUUGUGUUGGUGUAAUAGAGUAUUGCAGUUGCAGCUAUGGCGAAGGCGGUGACUUCCUUCGUCGCCGGUUGCAGGCGAUUCCAGCCUCACAUUCUUAUGGUUUUAGCACAGAUUGGCUACACCUUUCUGUACUUCAUCACACAGGCUUCAUUCAACCAUGGAAUGAAUCCUCAUGUCUACAUAACUUACAGACACAUAGUUGCUGGAUUGGUGAUCCUGCCCUUUGCCUACUUUCUUGAGAAAAAAAUAAGACCAAAGUUGACAGUAGCUCUGUUCCUGGAGAUCUUUGUUCUUUCUCUUCUGGGAGUCGGUUUGACCCUGAACAUGUAUUUUGCAAGCUUGAAGCUUACAAAUCCUUCAUUUCUUGCAUCAGUGGUCAACACCAUAGCUUCCCUGACUUUUGUGAUUGCAAUCAUACUCAGGCUUGAGGUCAUUGAUCUGCAUAAUCCUCGGGGAAUAGCAAAAGUCCUGGGGACAUUGGUUUCUUUGGCUGGUGUCAUGACCAUGACAUUAUACAAGGGACCUAUACUGAAGAAUCCUCCAUGGCAUCCAAUUGUCAAUCUGAAAGGCAAUUCUGAAAUCCAAGAAGACUGGGUGAUAGGAUCAAUUUUAACUGUAGCAAGCUGCAUAACCUUGUCCAUAUGGUACAUAAUGCAGGCUUACACCCUGAAAAGAUAUCCAGCACAGUUGUCCCUGACAACAUGGAUGAAUUUUGUUGGCGCAGCACAAUCAGCAGUUUAUACAGUUAUUGUGCAACAUAAAAGAGCUGCUUGGACCAUUGGUUUCGACAUUGAUUUUUGGUCUACCAUAUAUGGAGGAGUAGUAAUUUCUGGUAUAGUGAUCUUCAUUCAACUCUGGUGCACUGAACAAAAAGGACCAGUUUUCGUCACAAUGUUUAAUCCACUAUCUACUUUGUUGGUGGCAAUCUUGGCCUAUUUUGCUCUUGGAGAAAAGCUAUAUGCAGGAAGCAUUGUAGGCGGGGUUGUCAUCAUUUUAGGCCUUUACCUGCUCUUGUGGGGUAAAGAAGCCGAUCAAAAGGCACAAAUUAAUCCGAAUGAGGAAGGCAUCCAACAGCAGGCAGAGGAGAUGAAGAAACCAAACAUCACUGCUGAUUUAGAUUUCCAGAAGGGAGAACCAUGAGUUUAGAUCUGAAAGAUACCGUUGAUCAUAUUGCCACUUUGUGCAAAGAGUAACAGAAGAUCACAUUAAACGAGAAAAGAUCCAUGCUUGAAAAGAGAAGAAAAUCCGCUUGCAGUGAAUACACUAAGUAUAAACUUUCAAAUUUCCUUCCAAUGUUACAAAGAGACUAGCAGCAGUUUUGCAGUACUAUUGAACUCAUCUUGACGUUUUGUUAUCUUUCUGUCUCUUCAUGGUUCUUAAUAUUGUCUAGUCACACAUAAUCCACAAGAAUAACAGUUAUAAUUCUUUGGACAUGACUGCUAUAAUUUUUUCCGUUUAGAUAUUCCAACAUUUCUAAUUUCAACAACAAAAAUCAACAGCAACAAAAGUGAAUGCUGCACUUCCAGAAGCUAAAACUGGAAAAGAUACAAACUUCAUUCCAUAAAAUUCUUAAUAACUUUCCGGUACAUUUUCAUAAGACAAUGAACUUCCAUUACGGUACGGAUCUAACUGGAAAUGAUACCAAAAAUUCCGUCCGAUUAAAUUGUUAAUAACUAUCCGCUACAUUUCCAAAUGACACGGAAACUCCCAAUUAUGGAAUGGAUCUAACUUGAAAAGAGAAGUAAGAAUGUCACCAUUGUAUUUACAAAAUUAGGGCAUAGGACAUUCCUGAAUACCAAAAAAGGUCGUCCUAAGCUUUCCAGAUCUCGUCUUGCAAGAGCUAUAUUAAGCUGCAGGAGACCACAACUCAUGAUCCUGAGAAGGCUGAGAUGCAUCACGAGAUGGUGGUUGCAGAUACUGAUACAUUGGAACAAAACCGUAUCCAGGAUAAACAGCCAUCUUGUUCAUUCCAGCUUGAUAAGCAGCAGGAUGAGGUGCCAUGAAACCGGGAGUGGGAAGUGGAACCGUUGGGACGGACAUGGCUUUCAACUGCUGCUCCAUCUUAUCCUUUUCUGCCUUCAGCAUAAGUUUCUCUUCACGGAGUUCAUUCUUGUCAGCCUAAUUAAAAGAUGAAGAUGCAAAAAUGUCAUUACAUAACUGACAACUUCUUUUCAAAAGACAUAUUGGUAAUAGGGGUAGUUCAUGUCUCUUUGGUUCAUCAAUAGUCCUUUCAACCCAGGGUUUGACAAGUUUCAUGAAUAUUACACGUGCAGUCACACUAGAAAGAAUUGUACAACUCCAAACAGAUAUAAUAGUUUUUUCUCUUAGUAAGUUAAACAUAAAUCACUGACGGAUCAUCUUGCAAGCUCAUGAAUGGCACAAGAGAACAAAUAAAUGGGUGCAGCAGCAGUACUACUUGCAAAAAAAAAAAAAUGGAAAAAAAAAAGACAGUUUUUCUACAAUCAUGAGCUGACCUUCAAAGUUUCAAUCUCUUCAGCUAACUUUUCAUUCAACUCUUUGUACUCUUGAGCUUCAGAUUUUAGCUGGCUCACCACUCGUAUAGCAUCUCCCAGUAUAGCUAACUUGUCCGUUUUUACAGGCCUCCCAGGUUCCAAAGUAGAGCACAACUCAGCAAAUCU